UCAACUCCUGUGCCUGUUGCCGUGGCCUUGGUGGUACCCUUCCCCGGUGGCCAGCCCAGGGCUUCCCCCACCCAUGCAGUCUCCCACCAGCACAGCCCAGGGCCUCAGCGGCUCCCUCUUUGGGGCCUACACUCUCCCCACCUUCAAGUUCCAGCCUCGCCGUGAGAGUGUGGACUGGAGGCGCAUCAGUGCCCUGGAUGUGGACCGCGUGGCACGGGAGCUGGACGUGGCUGCCCUGCAGGAGAACAUCGCUGGUGUCACUUUCUGCAACCUGGACCGGGAGGUGUGCGGCCGCUGCGGGCAGCCCGUGGACCCAGUGCUGCUCAAGGUGCUGCGGUUGGCGCAGCUCAGCAUCGAGUACCUGCUGCACUGCCAGGACUGCCUGAGCACCAGCGUGGCCCAGCUGGAGGCGCGGCUGCAGGCCAGCCUGGGCCAGCAGGAGCGCGGUCAGCAGGAGCUGGGCCGCCAGGCCGAUGAGCUCAAGGGCGUGCGGGAGGAGAGCCGGCGGCGGCGCAAGAUGAUCAGCGCUCUGCAGCAGCUGCUCCUGCAGACGGGCGCCCACAGCUACCACACCUGCCACCUGUGUGACAAGACCUUCAUGAAUGCCACCUUUCUCCGGGGCCACAUCCAGCGCAGGCAUGCAGGCAUGGUGGAAGGCGGAAAGCAGAGGAAGCAGGAGCAGCCAGUGGAGGAGGUGUUAGAAGAGCUACGGGCCAAACUGAAGUGGACCCAAGGGGAGCUGGAAGCCCAGAGGGAGGCGGAGAGGCAGCGGCAGCUCCAGGAAGCAGAGAUCAUUCGCCAGAGGGAAACAGAAGCUAAGAAAGAAUUUGAUGAAUGGAAAGAAAAAGAGCGGGCCAAGCUAUAUGGGGAAAUAGACAAGCUCAAAAAAUUAUUUUGGGAUGAAUUUAAAAGUGUUGCCAACCAGAACUCUACCUUAGAGGAGGUACCCAACCUAAAAGACUUCUCAGAGUUCUUUAGCUGAAAACAUGCUUAUUUGUUCACAAAAUUUAUUUCUUUGUACUAGUUCUAUGAGUUCAGACACAAGAGGGCAGUGGCAGGUAUUGAACCCCUGCUCCAGAACAUAUUGGCUGUGUGAUCUUGGGUGCGUUACUUAACCUUCUUUUGCCUCAGUUUCCUUUCUGUAAGAUAGGUUUCUGAAGGGGUUAAAUUAGCACACCAACAAUACCUAACAUUUCUGGCAUAUAUUAUAGUAAGAGCUCCAGAGAUGUUAUGCUUAUUUUUGCAAAGGGCUUCACUGGACAAGAAAUGAGGCAAAAUGUAAAUGGAUGCAUUUUUCUCCUAACAAGUAUUUGCUGAGCACUCGUUACAAGCAGGCACUCUAUUGGGGCCUGUGGAAUCACAUAGUAACUAAUAUUUACUGAAACAUUUCCAGCCCCUGUACAGAGUUCUUUAUAUAUACUAGCUUUUAAUUCUCAUAACAACCAAACAACUAAUAUU
Molecule: messenger RNA, 1458 nt
Organism: Odocoileus virginianus texanus
Lineage: Eukaryota; Metazoa; Chordata; Mammalia; Artiodactyla; Cervidae
Source: RefSeq, a predicted model, not a curated record